AGCUUCACCUCAGCCCUCUCGCAGAAGCAAAUGUACCGCCAACUCGCAGGAGAACAGGUCAGCGAUUCUCUGAUCUGACGCUCUGUAUGGUAUGCGCUGUGCUGUGCUGUGCUGUGCUGUUGUGUCCGCUGUGUGCAGAAGCUUGCCAAGUCGCAGUCCAACAUCUCGCCAGGACGUUCGCGCACCACCCUCUCGCCCACCCUUCCCUCCACACGCAAGCAGAACGAGCCGGCCCUUCUCGAGGAGGACCGUGACGCCGCCUCGUCGCGCGUCAUCCAAGGCGGCGGCUCCAAUGGUGGCGGCACAUCUGGCAGAUCCACACCCCGCUCGCGCACACCAUACGACUCGGACACCGACAACCUUCUUCUCUCUGGCCCGUCUGGCGAGGCGUCCUAUGCGCCGCUGUCCAGCCCACCGCCAGAGCGCUCCAACGCCCCAUCGCUGGGCAGGGCGAGGCCCAGAUCUUUCACGCCGCCGAUUCACAGGCGGUCGGUGAGUGUGUCGUCGCUCGAGCAGCACCCGCCCGGCGUGGAGAGGGGCAGCGGCAAGGCCAAGGAGAACAAGGGCGACGGCGCGCCGCCGGUCGUUCGCAGGCACAGCUCGUCGUUUGAGGUGGACGUGGUGAUGGGUGUCGGUGUGGCGAAUGGCUUGGGAGCGACCGGUGCGGACGAUGAGGGCCACCAGAUGGCGGGCGAGUCCUUGCUUGCGGCGAGUGAAGCGGCAGAGAUCGUCCGCAACUCCUCAAACGAAGCCCGUACGUUUCCUUCAACACACACAUGCCAUAAUGGCACCCACCUGCAUUGCAUUGACGCGUCUGCAUGGAUUCGGUGUGUGGAUUUGACUGACUGCAGUUGAGGCGCUGAAGGAGCGGUCCAGGCCAACCUCACCGUCCAAAGCGCCCCCUCAGGCGGUCCCCCUCCCCUCCCCCCUCUCACCCCCCGCUGCAUACGACACAUCCGUCGACCCCUCAGAGGCCUCCCUCACCUCUCGAGUCCCAAUGCUCCCCGCCGACCGCCCCAACACCGCCACCACCACAGUCUUCCCCCUCAGCAUCCCCCUUAGUAGCACCAACACAAUGGGCGGCGAGGGCGGGCCCGGCCGCACCAUGGCGCUCUAUUCAAUGACGGCAGGCGGCGCCGCCAGUGCUGUGAAGGAGACCGCGUCGCAGCCCGAGAGUGUGGCAGCUACUAGUGACACGGAGGUGGUGAAGGGUGCAGGCGCGACUGGCGGUGUGGGGCGGCGGGUGGGCAGCCGGGGUCGGUCGCCAUCGCCGAGUGGAGGGAUGGGUGUGCUGAGCAUGGACGAGAUCAAGGAGAAGAUCGCAGAGAGGAGCAUCAUCGAACACGCCGUCUUCACUUUCAACCGGUGAGUGAAGGAGUGAGUGGUGCAGCCCCGUCGCCCUCGUGCACUCACCACGCCCACACAUCUCUUGCUGCUGCUGCUGCUGCUGUGUGUGGGUGUGUGUGGGUAUGUGUGUGUGUGGCUGCCUCAGUUUGGGUGCUGGCGCGACGAUAGACUUCCUGGCCCGCCACGAUCGCAUCGACAAGGACGAUGCCGUGGCGUUCGCGCACUUUCUGUUCGAAACGCCGGGACUCGACAAGCACAAAGUGAGUCGCCGACCGAGGGUCCACAGAAAGACAGACAAAGAGUGGACACAGAUCUACGACCUGUGUGUGUGUGUGCGUGUGUAUUGUGUCAGGUUGGCGACUUCAUCGGUCGCGAGGGCGCCUUCAACAUGGCGGUGCUCGCGUGUUUCGUCCAGUUCUUCGACUUCAAGGAGCUCUCCAUCGACGAGGCACUCAGAUACUUCCUCACGAGAUUCAAGCCCGCUGGGUGGGUGGGCAUGCCCACACCUGACUGACCUGACUGACGCACACAGACGACUCGCUCGCUCAAUGGGCCUGGCCUCUCUCCCUCUCUCUCUGAGUGCUGUUUGUUCUGUCAGUGAGGCUCAGCAGCUGUAUCGCAUCCUUCAGCAGUUCGCCGUGCGCUUCGUCAAGGACAACCGCGAGGCAGACAUGACGCCCGACGAGGCCCACUUCAUGUCAUACGCCAUACUGAUGCUGCACACCGACGCACACAACGAACACGUAAUCAGCGCGCCCCGCCCCGCCCCGCCCCGCCCCGCCACACCGUUGCGCGCACCUGCCAUCUUUCGUCUGUGUGUGUGUGUAGGUGACUCGGAAGAUGACUAAGGAGGACUUUCUGAAGUCGGUGGCCGGCCAGACGAAGCUCGGCAAGCGGGCGCUCUCGCAGAUCUACGAGCGGGUGGUGGGCGAGCAGUUCCGGCUCGCACUCACCAAAACCGACAAAGUACGUGGGGAGCCUCACACAUCCAUCCAUCCAUCCCUCCAUCCAUCCGUGUGGUGCUGGGGUGUGUGUGUCAGGUGUACAAUCGUCUGUCGCGGGACCCCCGGAUCAUCCGCGCGGCGACGUCUGUCAACCUGCGCAUGAGCGGUCUGCAUCACGACGUGGACGGCCUCAAGAAGGGCAGCCGCUUCUUCAAGUACUGCAGGAGCGGACGGGUCAAAGUCAGAUGGGUCAGGAUCUCAGAGGUGAGCUUGAGCGAGCUGGGAGGGAGGGAGGGAGGGAGGGAGGAGGUCGUGCACAUGAUGUGUGUGGUGCCGGGCAGGAUGAGUCUCGCGUGUUCUGGAGCAGCAGCGAGACCGACCAGAGGCCGCGCGAGAUGCACCUCGACGACGUCAUCGACUUCACCGUGGGAUCGCAUGUAAGAAAGAGGCCGUUCGCUCGCCAUCGCCAAGAGUCACGCGCUCUCACCCCUCCCCUCCGCUCCCCUCCGCUCCCCUCCGCUCCCCUCCGCUCCCCUUGUUUGUUUGUGUGCAGCGGUCGCCGGUGUUCCGUCGCUUCCACAUCCCCGACGAGCAGGACGCCAGGUGCUUCUCACUCCACACCGACCAGCGGACACUCGACCUCUGCGCACCGAAUGCGAUCGACCCCCCCAUGCAGGUGUGUGAGAUGGGGGGGGGGGGGGGGGGGGGGGGGGGGGGGGGGGGUGACACGACCUAAUGCGACAGACAGAGUGUGGUUGUGUGUGGUUGUGUGUGUGUGUGUGUGGUUGUGUGUAGGUGUGGGUGACCUUCUUCAGCCAGGCGAUCGCCCGCCGGCAGGAGGACAAAGUGCGCGACAAACCCACCCAGAUCCUGUACGCCGAGGAAAAGAAGCGAGAGGUACACAUACCCCCCCGACACACACACACACACACGACAUGCACACGGCUUGUGUGGUGUGUGUUUGUUGCGGCUCUUGGUGUGCGCAGGAGGCGCUUCUGCAGCGGACCAAAGUUUGGAAGGAGAAGAUCCUGCCGUCCUGGGAUUCCUACUGGAACUGCGGGGCAGUCGCUGUGGCCACCGACCCCUCCCCCCUCCCCUCCCUCUCCUCCCUCGUCACCCGCUACCCCACGCCCACUACCAAUCCCCGCUCAUCGGCAGCAGCGGCGUCCGCCACGGCCAGCGGCACUGACACCAACACCAACACGACGCAGUGGGUCGACAUUGGCUGCUUCGGCGGCAGGCUCGGAGGCAAGACUCCGCGCAGCAGCUACCCCAAGACGGCCUUCGUCACCACACGCUCGACCGACUCGCCCAACAGCGACUCUGAGAGCCGAUGCGGCCGCCGAUCAAAGUCUCCAGGCCGGCCACUGAGGGGCGCUCUGGUGCCUGGGGGUGGGGGGAAGGGCUCUGGCGUGCCGAUGCUCAAGGGGGGCGGAAAGGGUCUGUGUCCGCCAGUGCAGUCGGUGUCGGUGUUCACGUUUAGUUUGGACCGUGGCCGGCGUUACGAGACGGCGCGAUCGCCGCGGCUGGUGGAUCUGUGGCUGGAGGGGCUGCCUGAGGAGCUGAGGCCCAAGCUGUGGCCGCUGGCCAUUGGCGACGACAAGGCCGUCAGCCUGGACCUCUACUACUGCCUCAGAGCACAGGUAAACCCAUCCAUCUCAUGAGUCCCCUUCAUUGAUCGGUCACGUCACUUGUGUGCAGGUGACAUCGAACAACAGGAAACCCGACGCAGCGGCAGAGAGGGACCCCUUCCUCCCCCCGGCCCGGCACCACUUCGAGCGCUUCUACAGCGACCUCCCAUCCAUCCUCCCACACCUCCAGCACCUCCCCGUUGGCCAAGGGUCCUUCCACCCGCUCCCCACUCGGCCAGCCGGCACCACAGCUGGCGGGGCGACCAUGAGCCCCCGUGCAAUGAUAUCGAUCUCGCCGCAGCUGCCUCCGACGAUCGGUGUCGGCGUGGAGCCGCCGCCGGCGAUGUUGCCCCCAGGGGUGUCGGAGAUGAAGAUCCACCAGGCGCUGGUCGAGCUGAUGGAGGCCUUCAUCAUCUUCCGGCCCGAUGUGGGGUACGUCCAGGGGAUGGGGCACCUGGCCGCCAUGCUGCUGUACCAUCUGCAGCCGGCCGAGGCGUUCCGCGGCUUCGUGAGCCUGAUCCAGAGCCACCACUUUAUGGACUUCUUCAUGGCCACGCAGGAGAGCAGCCGAAGGCGCGUCAAGAUGCGAUUCGACUUUUUCGAGGUCCGUUCCGCCGAUGCACCUCGACACAUACAAGCGUGACUUCAUCUUGACGCCUCUGUGUGUGUGUGUGUGUGUGUGUGUUCAGUCUGUCUUUCAGGAGCGUCUGCCUUUGCUGUGGAGUCACUUCCAGGCGCUGGAUGUGACUCCUGACCUAUUCCUGAUGCCGUGGCUCCUCACGCUCUUCUCGUCAGUGCUCCCACUGCGAACCGUCUGCCGAGUGUGGGACGCCGUGCUGCUCAAAGGAGAGGUACACACAAAGGAGAGGUACACACAACCGCCGGACAAGCAUGAGCAUGCACACCCCUCUUCUCCCUCUCUCUCUCUCUUUUUGUUGGUGCAGCCGUACGCUUACCAGACGGCAUUGGGUUUCCUCCGCUACAAGGAGCAUUCCCUGCUGACGGCGUCGUUCGAGGGCUGCAUCCGGCUGCUCAACCCCACGGCCAACAACUGGGAUCCAUCGCAGGGCGGCGUCUCCACACCGCGGGGCGUGGGCGACAUCCAGGUGCCGUCAAGAGCUGACGACGCCGCCAUGUCGUUCGAUGAGGACAGAUUCUUCAAGUAGGCCGACAGACAUCGGAGGGCGAGAGGCUAUGGGUUUCGUGAUCGGGUUGUUUUCUUGGUUUGGUGUCUGUCAGGUGUGUGGGCGAGUGCGAGAUAGAUCCGUCGCUCUUCGGCAAUUGGCUGGCGAAGCAGCGGCUGAGUGAGGAGAAGGCCGAGCUCCUCGAGCUGCUCCUGUGACGUCUUUGACGUCAUGUGGGGAGCGGAGCUCAGUCAGUCGCCGGCUGCGUGUAUGCUUGCAGCCAUCCGUCCACCCACCCACCCACCCGUCCAGUAGACACACACGACAUCCAUCGCACACACACACCUUACUGUGUGAAUUCAUUCCUUCAUGCCCACUCAUAUGGAUGGCAUGAGGCGGGUCCAUUCCGUUCCAUUCCAUUCCAUUCGGUCCGUGUCUUUUAUCGCAGGCAGACAGGGAGGGAGGGAGGCGGGCAGAGUGCACUUCUAUUGGACGGAGCAGGUCGUUGGCCUGGGGUGAGAGGGGCGGGGAGGAAGUCUGUCGUGUCAGUGGCGCGAGCCGAGCGGUGAGAGUGACUUCACGGGGGGGCGGGGGACAGUGAGUGUCUUUUUCCCUUCAGCCGCUGGCAUGCAUGGCAUGGCACAGCUGUGCGUACCCUCUCGCUUCCGAGGUGGCGAUGUGAUUGGCACUCGAUGUGGCCAUCGGGUGUGCAAUCUCGUGGCCAUGGCGGAGCUGAGAUGGGCGCAAGGGCAGGGCAUGGCCGCCAGUGGGAGACAAAUAGCAUAGCACGGGAGCAGCUUUAGCGGCUGAGAAUGA
Vitrella brassicaformis is the source of this 5862-nucleotide messenger RNA. NCBI's taxonomy places the organism in Eukaryota, Vitrellaceae. The record is from the annotation of a GenBank genome assembly.